GUCAAUGUUAGAGAAAUGUUAUGGGCUGGCACUGGUGUGGAGUGUUCGCUCUCCGUUCCAGGCCUGAGCUUCUUGGGAGCCGGGACAGUGUAAUCUUUGAAUCCACGCGCCUCGAACGAAAUAAGCACCGCAAUCAAUCUGCAGAGUUUAACGCAAGAGAAGGGGACGUGGAAACCGAGGAAACGGGUCUCGUUUAGUGUGAUCUCAAUUCAAGCAAAAGUGGGAUAUCAUGGCCUCUAUCUGGGUUGGACACCGAGGGACAAUGCAAGAUUAUCCGGGCUUCAGCCCAUCGGUGGAUGCUGAAGCAAUUCGCAAGGCAAUCAGAGGAAUUGGAACUGAUGAGGAAACACUCAUCAGCAUUCUGACUGAAAGGACAAAUGCACAGCGGCAGCUGAUUGUUCAGGCGUAUCAAGCAGCAUAUGGAAAGGAACUGAAAGAUGACUUGAAGGGUGAUCUCUCUGGCCACUUUAAGGAACUCAUGGUGGCCCUUGUGACUCCUCCAGCCAUGUUUGAUGCGAAGCAGCUGAAGAAAUCCAUGAAGGGUGUCGGAACAAGCGAACAUGCAUUGAUUGAAAUCCUCACCACCAGAACAAGCAGGCAGAUGAAGGAGAUCUCCCAAGCCUACUAUACAGUAUAUAAGAAGAGUCUUGGAGAUGACAUUAGUUCGGAAACAUCUGGAGAUUUCCGGAAAGCUCUAUUGACUUUGGCAGAUGGCAGAAGAGAUGAAAGUCUAAAAGUGGAUGAGCAGCUGGCCAAAAAGGAUGCCCAGAUUCUCUAUAAUGCUGGGGAGAACAGAUGGGGUACAGAUGAAGAUAAAUUCACCGAGAUCCUGUGUUUAAGGAGUUUUCCUCAACUGAAACUGACAUUUGAUGAAUAUAGAAAUAUUAGCCAGAAGGACAUUGAGGACAGCAUAAAAGGAGAAUUAUCUGGGCAUUUUGAAGACUUACUGCUGGCCAUAGUCCGUUGUGCCAGAAGUAUGCCUGCCUUUUUAGCUGAAAGACUACAUCAAGCUUUAAAGGGUGUUGGAACUGAUGAGUUUACUCUGAACCGAAUAAUGGUUUCCAGAUCGGAAAUUGACCUUUUGGACAUUCGAGCAGAGUUUAAGAAGCAUUAUGGGUAUUCCCUAUAUUCAGCAAUUAAAUCGGAUACUUCUGGAAACUAUGAAAUCACGCUCUUGAAGAUCUGUGGAAGAGAUGACUGAGUGAAGAACGCAAUCUCCGAAGGCUGCUGCUCCCACAACAGGCCUUUCCAACAGCUCUGCUUACUCCUUUCUCAGAGUUUUGAAAACCCCAAGCAAGUGUAAACAGCAACCUGUUUUCCUAACAGACACUUCCAUCGUUCCAUAAUAGCGACAAAAAGUGAUUCUAGUAGAGCAUCUCAGCAUCAUGUAGGAAUUCAUAAAUGAAAUUUUUAAGUAGUAUUAAGGAUCUACUAAUACAACAUAAAUUAUAUUUCAGCUUAGGAAGUGAGAACCUUUGCAGAAUUCUAACACAUUGAAUGUGUAAGCAGCAUUAAUAAAAGCUGUUGCCUUUGUUAAAGGUAAUUUGUCUGUCUUUUAGCCCGUACCAACAUUGUCUUGCUGGUCGCUAACAAUUAAUGAUAUUUUAAAAUGCAUUUUUGUUAUAAAAGCUAUUGCUACUUUACUUUAUGUAUUACCUUAUUAAUCGCAUUUAGCUUUAAGAAAGGAAUAAAAUGAAUGUAAUCCUGG
Lynx canadensis (Canada lynx) is the source of this 1708-nucleotide messenger RNA. RefSeq names its product annexin A3 (gene ANXA3). The coding region runs from base 230 to 1201 and encodes 323 amino acids. Lineage: Eukaryota; Metazoa; Chordata; Mammalia; Carnivora; Felidae. The record is from RefSeq and is a predicted model, not a curated record. The transcript is spliced from 13 exons. Gene Ontology annotation, molecular function: calcium-dependent phospholipid binding; calcium ion binding; phospholipase inhibitor activity. Gene Ontology annotation, cellular component: cytoplasm.